Molecule: messenger RNA, 273 nt
Organism: Parnassius apollo (apollo)
Lineage: Eukaryota; Metazoa; Arthropoda; Insecta; Lepidoptera; Papilionidae
Source: the annotation of a GenBank genome assembly
AUGAACUUCAUUCAUGACAAUAUUACAGAAAUGAAAACACAGGUGAACAACAUUAAAGUGGCUACCGACACUCUGAAUAAAGACCAGAUAUCAGUGAAGGCCCAAAUAUCAGACAUAACUACAAAGGCAACAGCGGCGGAUAAUAAAAUUCAAUCUCUUGAGGCAGAAAUCGUUACUUUAAAAAAUAAUAUGGCAUUCAGUACGACGAUGUCAACUUCUGAUGAAAAUGUUAUCCAAGAAUUACAAGAAAGGGUUACUAGGGAAAAAAUAUAA